Messenger RNA from Alternaria rosae, 791 nucleotides. Its product is annotated as 1,2-dihydroxy-3-keto-5-methylthiopentene dioxygenase. The transcript is spliced from 3 exons. Gene Ontology annotation, molecular function: acireductone dioxygenase [iron(II)-requiring] activity. The record is from RefSeq and is a predicted model, not a curated record. Lineage: Eukaryota; Fungi; Ascomycota; Dothideomycetes; Pleosporales; Pleosporaceae. The coding region runs from base 81 to 620 and encodes 179 amino acids.
GGCAAAGUCAACCUCCACAACACGUUGCUGUGAUACCCUUUUCGUGAAACCUACAACCCAAAGAUAAUUUACACUGCAAAAUGAAGGCAUACUGGUUCGACAACCUCCCGGGCGACCAACGCCAACCCCAUGACUCCGGUCGCUCAGUCGACCCAGACUACCUAGAAAAGCUCGGUGUCAUCUACCACAGCGUACCAGAAGUCUCCGGCGUGGAACCCAUUGCUACAUCGCGCAACUACAAGAACCGGGAUGAGAUCAUCGUCAGCCCAGAGAAGAUGGGCGACAUCUACGAAGAAAAAGUCAAGUCGUUCUUCUCCGAACAUCUACAUGAAGACGAGGAGAUCCGGUACAUCCUCGAUGGCGCGGGCUACUUUGAUGUGAGGAGCGAGGGCGACGACUGGGUGAGGAUUUGGCUGGAGAAGGGUGAUUUGAUCAUUUUGCCGCCGGGAAUUUACCAUCGGUUCACUACUGAUGAGCAGAACUACAUUAAGGCUAUGCGACUAUUCAAGGAGGACCCGAAGUGGACGCCGCUAAACAGGGGAAAGGAGACGGAUGAAAACCAGUACCGGAAGCAGUAUCUGACAGAGUACUUGAAGGCUAAGCAGGGCAUUACAGCUUAGUUCCUAAGCUGCUUGCGAGCCUGAUCAUCGUCCUCAGGCAUCGGCAUGGUAACAUAGAUUUUUCCUUCUGACGUAUCCGGCUGCGCGAUCGUGAUUGAUUAUGUUGCUCUCGACUCUGUGGAACAUAGCCAGUUUUCGCAUAUCUUCAAUUCCAUCUCUGUUCCUGUUCAA